Messenger RNA from Hibiscus syriacus, 558 nucleotides. RefSeq names its product probable WRKY transcription factor 50. The transcript is spliced from 3 exons. Gene Ontology annotation, molecular function: sequence-specific DNA binding; DNA-binding transcription factor activity. Gene Ontology annotation, biological process: regulation of DNA-templated transcription. The coding region runs from base 97 to 489 and encodes 130 amino acids. NCBI's taxonomy places the organism in Eukaryota, Viridiplantae, Streptophyta, Magnoliopsida, Malvales, Malvaceae. The record is from RefSeq and is a predicted model, not a curated record.
GUCAUUUGAUUUUCUACUCACACCCUCUAAUACUCCAGCCUCACCGCUGGCUUCCUCUCACCAUCAUCAAACCCAAACCCUAUUUGCAGUCACACCAUGGAGCUUAACAGUGAACAUUUCCUUCUUCUACCCCAACCGGAAACUGCCUCCACUACUCUUUCUCCGGUCAAUCCUGGCGGCAGAGCGUGUGUUGAUUAUACCUUGCAAACAAACGAGGGUUAUGCGACAACAAUGGAGGGGAAGGUUAAAAUUGCUUUCAGAACCAAAUCUGGAGUUGAGGUAAUGGAUGAUGGGUACAAAUGGAGGAAAUAUGGGAAGAAAAUGAUUAAGGACAACCCUAAUCCAAGGCAUUAUUACCGGUGCUCAAGGGCAGGAUGUAAGGUGAAGAAAAGGGUGGAAAGAGACAGAGAAGACGGGCGCUUUGUGAUAACAACAUACGAGGGGAGGCAUAACCAUGAAACCCCUCACAGUUCCCCUCCCUAUAAUUGAUGCCUUUAAUCUCACUUAUGUUCUUUACAGUUACAGUUUCAUCAACCCUAACUCUAAUAUAUUCCUACU